AUGGCAUCUCACAUUCAGCAUCUGGACCACAUAAUAACGAUGAGAUACAGGUUCGGGAGGAACACAAACAACCGAGGCAACAGCAACAGUCGACAACAAAGGAACAGAUUCAAAGCCACCAACCAAAACAUCAUCGAACACAUACAACACGACGAACAGGCUGUCCCACCCACCCCGGACACGUCCCAUGGGUACACCAUGACGAGGAAGCGACCACCCAGAUCUACGCCCAAGGAAAGAAGAAGCAGAGGAGCCGGUUCCAAAGGGACCGUCCACCGCAAGACCAUUAUUGAUAUCUACUUGGAAUUCGUGGACGAAAGUCAACACGGUAUCUGGGAAUUGCACAAAAACGAUUUUAUCCAAAUCCUCGUACAGGAAUUCGCGCAGGAGUUCACGCAACACGAGUUUAUGCAGGGAGAACGUGAGUCUAUGGAGAACCAGCAGGAGUCGAUGGACGGCAAACAGGCGUUCCCAAAUGAUGAACAGGAGCUCAUGAAGGACGAACGUGUGCAAGACGGAAGAACGGACGAAUUCGAGCAGGAGAAAUGCACGCAAGACGAAGAAGUACGUGGUCUAGAACUGACACAGAACCAUGUGUCAACCGAUUCCAGAAGCACGAAUGGGGGAACCAUAAACCCUGAGGAAGUAGAAAAAUAA
Plasmodium cynomolgi strain B is the source of this 657-nucleotide messenger RNA. RefSeq lists its product as hypothetical. The coding region runs from base 1 to 657 and encodes 218 amino acids. The transcript has 3 exons. The record is from RefSeq and is a predicted model, not a curated record. Lineage: Eukaryota; Apicomplexa; Aconoidasida; Haemosporida; Plasmodiidae.